This is a messenger RNA of Tripterygium wilfordii, 1247 nucleotides long. RefSeq names its product probable BOI-related E3 ubiquitin-protein ligase 2. Gene Ontology annotation, molecular function: ubiquitin-protein transferase activity. Bases 292 to 1071 code for a protein of 259 amino acids. The transcript is spliced from 2 exons. The record is from RefSeq and is a predicted model, not a curated record. NCBI's taxonomy places the organism in Eukaryota, Viridiplantae, Streptophyta, Magnoliopsida, Celastrales, Celastraceae.
AAUAUUGACCUGUAAUGUCUCUGACACGAUAGUUCAGUCACAAAAUCUGCAUGUAUACGUCGUUGCUUGUAUAUCUAUCUCCAUUAAUGCUCUUCUUUAUUUAGAGAAAAUAUACAGGAGAGAAAAGCUAGUAUCCUUGGGCCCUCUCUGUUUUCUUUUUCAACUCCCUCUCUAUAAAAUACAUAAACAAAAUCCUUCUCUGAGUUGUUUUUCAUGUGUCAUACACGAGACCAAACAAGAUUUUGAGUUGAAGCAGCAAAACCCAUCCAAAAAGUUCUGGUUUUGGUGAUCAUGAUGGCUGUACAAGCCCAGUCUCCAUUGUUGGGUGCACAGGAUUUGAUAGAGAAUGGUUGGGUUAAUCAGUCAUUCUUUGAUCUUCAACAGCAACAGCAACAGCAGAUUCAGAACCAGCAACAUAUGUAUCAGAAUCAGGCUCAGAAUCUGCUUUUCUCUAAUUCCUUGAAGAACAACAUGGUCGACACCAACAACAGUCUUCCUUCAAUGACUUUCUAUCAAAGCAUAGCCGCUCAGGAGGAGAAACAAAGACAAGAAAUGGAUCAAUACAUCAGAUUACAGAAUGAAAGACUUAGAUUGAUGUUGAGGGAGCAAAGGAAGCAACAAUUGGGUAUCGUGUUGAAGAAAAUAGAAUUAACUGCACUUCCUUUGUUGAGACAAAAAGACGAAGAGUUGGCACAAGCGACCAAAAGAGCAAUGGAGCUUGAAGAUCUCUUGAAGAGAUUGGAGAUGGAGAACCAAGCGUGGCAGAGAAUAGCACAAGAGAACGAGGCUAUGGUUGCUUCUCUAAACAACACGCUUGUGCAAUUAACAGACAACAAUGGUGGUAAAGCAGAGGACGCUGAGUCUUGCUGUGAUGUGGAUGGAGAGAAGAAAACAGAGAUGAACAGAGAAAACCAGACAAUGAUGGUGUGCAGAGGUUGCAAGUCUAGGAAUUCGUGCGUUUUGUUCCUUCCUUGCAGACACUUUUGUUCAUGCGAAGCCUGUGAACCCUUUCUUGAUUCGUGUCCAAUUUGCAAUACUGUAAAGAACGCCAGCAUUGAGGUUUUGCUUUAGUCAGAUUUUCCGGGAAAAAGUGAAUGCCAGAGAAAACAGUGGAGAAAAAGAUUUUGGGGACGGGUCGGGUUUAGAUUGUGAUAUGGACCCAUUUGGAUAGAUGGACUCUUUUUAGGUACUCUGUAAUUUUGAACAGAAAUACAGGUGAAGAACAUAUUUACCUUGAAUAGGUUUCA